AUGGCCUCGGUGUUUCUACGCCCUGCGCGUCUGGAGGAUCUGCCCUUCGUGGCGGAUCUCGCUGCCGAGGCGAUGGUCGAAGACGAACUCUUUGCCUAUCUGUGCCCGCACCGCCAUGAACACUAUGCGGACUUCCGCCUGGCCUUUCUCCGCCGCCUCAAGACACGAUUGGUCACCCCCGGAUUUGCGGUGAUGGUGGCAGUGGAGCCGUGUGAGCGGCAGCAGGGUGGACUCUAUGGAGAGAAGCAGAUUCGUGGCUAUGCCGUGUGGGAGAGGAUGGGGAAGAGCGACAAGGCAGCCCGAUGGAAGCAUCAGAACAAUGGAUGGUGGCAUGGUGAUCCUUCCUGUCCACACUUUACCUCGAUCUGUCCGGCCUUGACCGCUCUUGACCCUCUCGAACGGAGUCUCCUGGCUCUUGAGUCCCGAUAUUUGUCUCUUGUCUCCCCCGACCGCAGCGUGGAUCCCCAUCGCCUGGAACACUAUCAUCACGCAUGUCUGACGGAUUGUUUUCCUUUCGACAACUUCCCAGAGCUGUGGUAUCUGGGUAAUCUGGCCGUAGCUCCAGCAUACCAGCGACGAGGCAUCGGCCGGCUGUUGCUCGAAUGGGGUCUUGACCAUGCCCGCAGAGAACACGUUGCUGUCGGGUUAGAAGCCAGUGCAAAGGGAGUUGGACUAUAUGAGCGGGCAGGCUUCCGCCCGGUCAAUGCGAUGGAGCUCAUGCCGGGAAUUCCCAUCACCGCGAUGCUCUGGCAGGAUUUACAAGGCGACCAGUCUUGA
This is a messenger RNA of Penicillium macrosclerotiorum, 777 nucleotides long. RefSeq names its product GNAT family N-acetyltransferase. The transcript has 2 exons. The record is from RefSeq and is a predicted model, not a curated record. Gene Ontology annotation, molecular function: acyltransferase activity, transferring groups other than amino-acyl groups. Bases 1 to 777 code for a protein of 258 amino acids. Lineage: Eukaryota; Fungi; Ascomycota; Eurotiomycetes; Eurotiales; Aspergillaceae.